CGUUUCCACCACUCCGCCAGCUCGACCUCUCCGCUUCUCUCCACGCCGUCCCAUGCCGCACAGCUACCGCCGUUUGCACUCACAAAGCUUUACGCCUCUCGUAGCUGUCACAGCGCAGCUCUACCCAGAAUCCUCCCCCAAAGAUCCCUCGGCACCCGCGUCCCUCCAAGCGGCGGAAGCCUCUUCGCCCGCACGCUGCGCGCAUUGCUCUCUACCCUCCGCCGCGAUAUUUCUGCGUCGGAGGCCUCGAAUACACACUCCAGGUCGCAUAUACACAACAUUGGGCGCGAGUUGACGCACUUUCCCGCCUGGGCGCACCAUGAGCGCGACCCAGCGAGCGAGGAGGAGCACUUCGAGAACUGCCCCCGACACCGACGGUGACCUCGCGCAGUCUACCGGCACGAGUCCAAUCUCGAACCCUGACCUACCCGACCCCUCCUCCGCACCCUCCCCCUCACACCUGGCAGCAUCAACUGGUCUGCCACGCCUAAAUUCGGAAAUCCCUGAGACGAACGAAGCGACAAUGCUCUCGACACUAACCGCGUCCGCCCUAAUCGCUGCAGAGCCGCACAACCUCAAGGACGCAAAGGACGGCUUUGACGACCAUGCCGAUAACAGGUCUAGCAGCUUGAGCGAGCUUGGAGAUGCCUCUGACGAGCAUUCCGAGCCUACCCCGCGGCCGUCUACUGCAGUAGACCUGAACGAGAACGAGAAUGAUUCGGAAGCAGAAACUGAGCGCUUAGAGAACACCCCUCGCAAAUUGACACGCACCGCAACAGAGACGUCGCUAGCGUCUGAGCAGCUGUACCAGAGGACGCCGAGUAAGCUAGCGCAAUCGAGAACGAUAGAUCAGGAGGAAUCCGCGCCACCGACGCCUUCCAUUACUGCUGAAGACGCUGCGACAAUACCAGACGCAGCCGAUGGGACCACUGCUCUACAAGCUCUUUCCAUAGCCGCAACCACAGAAGCCGACAACCUAGCAGAGUUAGCGGGGAGGAAACGGAAAAGAUCAAGCGCCGACAACAGUUCCCUCGAAGAGCAAGCCGAUGAGCCUGCUAGGAAACGAAGCGGCACCGCCAAAGAUUCGACGCUCAAUUGCGAUCGCGAGGGUGUAGUCGAUAGCUCCGCGCAAGCCGAUGCUGAAGAAGAGCUUGAAAUUGCCGAGGAGCGCAUCUCGCAGCUGGCACAGGAAGAGGUUGAGCUAGAAGUGCGCCAGGCCGAGAUCGCAGUCGAAGCUGUCAAUGAAUUAACGACAGUCGCGAAACACGCAAAGCCACGCAAAGGAGGCAGAAGAGGCAAGCGGAAGGUGGAAGACAUGGCUCACUCCGCCGAGGCGCUUUCCAGCAUCGAGGGCCAUGAAGGGGAAGGUGAUGGCGACAACGAGGAGGAGGAUAGCGGAGCCGUAGACGAAGAAGUGGCCAAAAAGAAGCAUGCGAUCGAUGAACUAGCCAAGAUCGAGAAGAAGUUCAAAAUCUUCCGAGAGAAGUUGUGCGACGAGCAGAUCGCACAGUACGAACAAGAGCUAGAGAUGCUCAGACAGCCGAGCUGCGUCCAUCCGGAAUACCUCGCUAUGAUCAAAUGCAUAGACGACCGACGAGCCGAGAAGAUCGCCUAUGAGAAAACGUUGCUGGGGUAUAAACAGAGGACCUUGGAGAGGGUGACAGAGGCCCAACGUCAUCAGCUGCAUAGUCAGUACUUUCAGACUGUACGAGACGUGCGUGAGCAAAUACUCUCCGAGUGCAACCAGCGGAUAUUCGAGCUGCAGCGUGGCCGGCGGCAGCUAGGCGUGGACGAGGUGGAAUACAUGAUGAAGCUGCCAGAGAAACGGUCGGAUCAGAUUCGCCAACAAGCCGCGUACAACCUCGAAGUAUCCAUUCUGGCCGGCGUCGCGAAAUACGUGGGCUUCCCCGCAGCGCCGGAGAUCAAACCAGCACGGCCUUCCGAGAUCGAGGAGGAUCUUCGAGCGAUGAAGAUCGCAACUCGCCCUACCGCUCCUCCUCCCUAUGUACGUCCAGCGUAUGGCCGAACGUCAACCGCCGACGAAGCAGCUGCAGAGGAGCAAUUUCUCGAAAGGACACCGUGGGCGAAUCCUCAGCAUCCUGCGCACCAGCAGUCACAUUAUGGAGUCGCUCCUGCGCCGCCCCGGGUACCAAGCUAUCAUACGCCCGUUGGUCAAAGACGGUUAGAUGCACCCAACGGAUCGGCUUCCACCAUCGAAGCCAACUCGAAUCCUCCUUCAUCGACAGCCGGCGCGCUCCACAAUGGCCGUAUUGGAGAGUCCGAAUCGCCGGUGUUGCAGAUGAAACGGCAUCCAAGCGAUCCUCCACCCUAUUCGGAGACUCCUCGAAAUAUCGCCAGCCUGGCAAGAGAAUCCUACGCCAUGUCCAGCCCUGUGGGUGUGCCCCUGGAGCCACAAUCAGACGAACAAGCUCUGCGCUGGGGAGGAAGCGGCGUACGGUCGCUUAAUACCAGUACAUCCGCAGCGAUACCGGGUCGACCAGACUCCACGAGAAUCCCAUUGUCACAGCGCAGUGGCCUUGGUACCGUCAGCGUAGGGAGUGGGAAUGGUCUUUUCGGCCGGUGAUCGCUCUGGACAUAAUGUGUAUUGUAUGAAUAACGGCAACCGGUGUUGGAUUACUGGGCUUCGGACUUCAGUUGGAUCUCCUCCUGCAAUGGGAGAACUUGCGGGAGCAUUCCACACUGACGUCCUGGUAUAGACCUUCUUUUUUUUGGUUUUGCGUCAAGCGACUGGGUGGGCUUUGGAGCCCUUUGGAUGGUUAUCCCGCUUCAUCGGCGUUGGGAAAGGCGGCAAUCUCCUACUCGAAACACUCGUAAGCGUUUGAGGCACUGGCCUGGAUCUUCAGUUCUUUGUUCAAACCAAGAGGUAGCGAUUUCGGAUGCGGCUUAGCGGAACUGGCCGGCUUUGCAUGGAUGUCAAUGAUACCUCGGAGCGGUGUAUUCGUCAAUGAUAUUGUACAGUUCUCUGA
Molecule: messenger RNA, 2987 nt
Organism: Trematosphaeria pertusa
Lineage: Eukaryota; Fungi; Ascomycota; Dothideomycetes; Pleosporales; Trematosphaeriaceae
Exons: 5
Coding region: 320-2584 (754 amino acids)
Biological process (GO): negative regulation of transcription by RNA polymerase II
Cellular component (GO): Sin3-type complex
Molecular function (GO): histone deacetylase binding
Source: RefSeq, a predicted model, not a curated record